UCCGACUCUCAAAGGGCUCUGCUCUCUUCCCUUCUGCCCUUCCCCAUCCCAACCUCUGGACUCCUGGCCAGGCCACCAUGGCCCCAAAGAAGAAAGGAGGGCGCAAGAAAGAGGAGGCCCAGAAAGAGCCGGAUCCAGAAGAGGACAUUGUUCCUGAGCACAGCCGACAGUUUUACCUGAUUCAGAUCCGAGAUUUGGAAGGAAGAGUGGCCCGCUAUCAGAAAAAAUGGGACGAGUUGCAAGUGGGCGAAGACCUCUUCCGGAGCGAGUACGACAAGAUCGUCAAGGACAACAAGGAGAUCGUGGCCUUCCUGAAGAAGACGCUGAACCAGCGUGUCGACGAGAUUGCGGAUCUCACCGAGCAGCUCCAGAACUUGCAGCAUGCCAAAGACACGGAGAAGGAUGCCUUCGAGACCCAGCUGGUGCAGCUGAGACAUGAGUUCCAGGAGACCAAGGACCAGCUGACUUCGGAGAACAUGGCGCUAAGUGGCAAGCUGGCUUCUCUGGAGGAGUUCAGGGUCCAGAAGGAGGAACUGAUGGCUAGAUUUGCUGAUUUGGAGGAGCAGCUGAAGAAGCAGGAGGCAGAUCACAAGGAGUAUAUCUACAACCUGGACAAGAAAGCUGUGCUAGACAAGGAAAGGCUGAAGAAGGAGAUGUUGCACCGCGUGAACGUGGUGGCCUCGGAGUUCCGGAAGGUCUCCGACAGCCAGAUGGCGGAGACCACCAAGCGCGCCAUCCGCGAGAAUGCCACCAUCAGCCUCCAGCUGACCAAGAUCACCGACCAGAGCCUGCAGCUCAUGCAAGAGAACGACCGGCUGAAGGAAGCCUGCGCAGAACUCACCAAGCAGCUGAACGUGCUGGAGCACAACGAGAAGACCUUGGCCAAGAUGAGCUUCAGCAACCAGAAGCUGAUCCAGAUGCUCACCAGCAAAUGCAAGGAGCUGCAGGCCCAGGUGGACAGGUGUGCGUAUCAGCAGAAGGCCAUGAUGGAACUGCGGAAGACCAAGGAAGCCCUGGAGAAGCAGGUUGCGGCAAUCAAAGAGGCAAUGAAGAAGCAGAAGAAGGAGAUGAAAGAGAAAACAACUGACCAGCAAGGGCAGGCCAAGCAGCUGCAGGAAGAAAAGCAACGCCGGAAGGCGAUGGAGCUCAUCCUGAGGCACACUGCCCAGGGCCUCAAGGAGAUUCUGUCGGACUGCCCAGCCGUGGACGAGCAGGACCAGUUCUUGACGUACCACUUGUGGCGCAACGACAUGCUCCAGGACCUCCUGAACCUUCUGAACAGAGGCAUCGCCCACGUCGAGGACCAACAGGCCUUCCUGCCGUUCUCCAAAGAGAACGAGGAGAUGAAGCGGAUCUCUGCGGAGGACAGCAGCUACGACAAGAGCCUCCUGCACCUCAAGGCUUCCCGCAUCAUGUCGCACUGCCAGCUUAGCAAGAUGUCGUUGCCCUUGGUUGCCCACAGCAUGCCCUCCUUGACCAUGCUUUCCCAGACCCCCCUGCUGGAGCCACUCCGCACAUACGCCAGCGCCACGGAGCCUCUAAUGUCGUGGAAGCAAGAGGAGGGAUCCAAGGACAAAGAGGUGGUGCUCAAAGAGGAGCAUCGGGAGUCCGGGAUCGCUGUGGCGCACCCCUCCGAGGAAAUGCCCAGCAAGCCGGGAGAGGAGGGAAAAGCUGAGAAACUCUCGCCGUCUACAGAAUCUUCUCCUCUCGGAGAGACGACGGCAGGCGGGGUUGGAUCGUGAAGAGGUUUUUUUUUUUUUAAACAAAAGUAUUUUUUAUGGCCUGUGUAAAAACUGCUCUAUAAAAUGCUUCCAAAGCCA
This is a messenger RNA of Heteronotia binoei (common prickly gecko), 1820 nucleotides long. RefSeq names its product cilia and flagella associated protein 157 (gene CFAP157). The transcript is spliced from 9 exons. NCBI's taxonomy places the organism in Eukaryota, Metazoa, Chordata, Lepidosauria, Squamata, Gekkonidae. Gene Ontology annotation, biological process: sperm axoneme assembly. Gene Ontology annotation, molecular function: microtubule binding. The record is from RefSeq and is a predicted model, not a curated record. Gene Ontology annotation, cellular component: cilium; ciliary basal body. Bases 78 to 1742 code for a protein of 554 amino acids.